Molecule: messenger RNA, 3950 nt
Organism: Effrenium voratum
Lineage: Eukaryota; Dinophyceae; Suessiales; Symbiodiniaceae
Source: the annotation of a GenBank genome assembly
AGCUUCUCAAACAUGGCGCGCUCAAGCGACGCAGGCAUGGCCUGCAAGCCGCCGGAUCCACCGGAGUUUGUCCCCGACAUGAGAGACUUCGUGCUGAACUUCGCCGGCGCGGCCGAGGCCGCAGCCCAACGCCAGCUGCGGGACCUCAUCGAUGUUUCGGAUGGGUUGGAGGAGAAUUUGGAGGAAGCGCUGAAGGGCGACAACAGCAUCUACGACAUGCUGUUUAUGCCCCCGGUGGAUCUGAUGUUGAGCUUGCCCACGCCGAACCGGCCAGCAAACCUCACGCGCCAGGCGCAAGAAAGCAUCCGGGAGUCGCUGCAGGGAGUUGCAAAGGCUGCGGAGAAGUUGCGGACACCUCCGCCACCUCCCGACUGGACGUACAAGCAACAGGCGGCUGCGCAGACGGACGAGCGAUGGCCCCCAAGGCCGACCGCCAAUGGCGAGUCCUCGGAAGAGGAAGAGGAGGAGGAGGAAGAGCCGGCGCCAGGUGUGGCCCAAACUCCGCCACGCCAGGUCAGGGGUCAACAUCCCAGGGACGUUGGGCGCACCAUCAAACAGGCCAUGAGCACUGCCAGCACCACGCCCGAGGUUCUUCGAUCCGGGACCGCACACUGCCUCAAAGUGAAGGAGUAUGUCAAGCAGUUGGAGGAGGUGACCAAAGACAAGCCUCCGCUCAUGCCCAUCCCCGCUCUCAGCCGCAGCAGCUUGGGCACCAAGGCACCAACGCCAAGACACGGGCCGCAUGCACAGGAGGUGGUGCCGCCACCCCCGCCCAAGGCACCCAUGCGGAAGGCGUCCAUGCCGUCGCAGGCUUCACUUAGUCCUCCACGACCUGAGGCCUUCGGCUCAACCCCCCCGCGCGCGGAGCGGGCAGCGAGUUUGCCGCCACGUCCGGAGGCAUUCUUCAGUCCACCGGCGAAGGCCUGCCCCUUCAGCCUAGACCCGGAGAUGCCGCAGGAGCGAGAGGAGCAUGAGGAGCGAGAGAAGCGAGAAGAGGGCAGCCCAAGUGAGGCGCGGUCUCAACGCAGCCGGCGAUCUGCCGUUUGCAGCGACCUGUCGGAGAAGCAGGUCUCCGAGCGGCGCUCGGCAGCGAGCUCCACAGAGAUGGCCCUAGGCCCACUGGAUUCGGCCGGCUUGGGUCUCGGAGCCCAAGUGCUGCAGGCUUGGCCUGGCUGCAUGCAGGAUCGCAUCAAGUUGCGCAUGGACCACGACUUGAGCAGCCCCGGAGGGUCAGAGCAUUCCGGCUCAGAGGCACUGCGGGAGGACUUGAAGGAGCUGGAGCGUCUGGAAAGAGCCGCGGCAGCAGCUCAGGAGGCAUCAUCCUCCCUCGGAGCAGAGGUCGCACGCCCGGAGGAGCCCUCGGGGUCUGAUGCCUCAGUUCCAUUGGCAGCUGCGUUUAAGGCUGAGCAAGCCUUUGCAGCAGCCGAGAUCUUCAAGGACCAUGCAGAAGACGAGGCUGCAGCAAGCGCCGAGAAGAUGUUGGAACGGCAGGAGGCGCUGACGAACGCUCACCCAGCGUCCGCUUUGGCCGCGGUGGAUGCGGACAGCGUCAAGGAGUCCGAGCACUCGCGGGAGCCGUCAGAGGCAGAGCCUGCUCAACCUGCUGCGGCAUUCGAGGCUCACACUGCCUCCGCUGCCGCGGAUGCAGACAGCGUCAAGGAGUCCGAGCACUCGCGGGAGCCGUCAGAAGCAGAGCCCGCUCAACCUGAUAUGGCAUCCGAGGAGUCGCUGGCGCUCGCGCACGCAGCCUCCGCUUUGGCCGCGGAUGCAGACAGCGUCCAGGAGUCCCAGCAGUCGCGGGAGCCGUCAGAAGAGCCCGCUCUGCCUGCGAUGGCAUUUGAGGAGCCGAUGCCGCACGCUCACACAGCCGCUGCGGAUGCAGACAGCGUCAAGGAGUCCGAGCAGUCGCGGGAGCCAUCAGAAGCAGAGCCCGCUCCGCCUGUGAGUGCAUUCGAGGAGGCAGCUUCGCGUCCACUUGAUUCCAUGGAAGACACUCUGUGUCCGGAGGCUGAGCAAGCAUUUGCCCCAGAUGCCGAGAUCCUCAAGGCUGCCGCGGCAAGCGACGCCGAAAAGGUGUUCGAGGAGGCGCUGGCGCACGCUCACGCAGCCUCCGCUUUGGCUGAUGCGGACAGCGUCAAGGAGUCCGAGCACUCGCGGGAGCCGUCAGAAGAGCCGGCUCUUCCUGGGAGGGCAUUCGAGGAUGCAUCCCUGGGUGCGGAGGAGGCUAAGCCGCUUGCCAAGCAUGACGAUCACAAGGCCACGCGGUACUUCCGUGCCAUGGAGGUCUUGGAGGAUCGCUUGCUUCAAGAAGCUCCUCAGCCAUUCGGCAAGGAAGCCACGAAGGAGGAGAUGCAAACUUUGGAAUCCUUUGUGGCACCUACUGCGAAAUUGCUGCAGGCUGCGGCGGACCUUGGGCACCAGGCGGAGGAUGAUCUGUCGGACUGCUUCCCUCCGGCACGGGAUGAAGCAGACCCCGCUCAGAGAGCGCGGGCAAGCGCUGAGGGUAAGGAGAAGGAACCUUCCUUGUGGACAGGCUCAGAAGGGGAACUCUCCAAGGCCUCCUCCUCCUGCGCGCUGGAGGCGGCGGCGCAUGAGGACAAGGACCUUCCGAGGGCCCAGAUUUCACCCGACAGCUUCCAGGCGUUGGAAUGCUCUGAGUUCGCCUUUGUGCACGAGGCAGAGAUCGUUGACCAUCCUGCAAAGCUGAGGGCCGACAAUGAGGCGGAAAGCUCUGAGGAGGCCCACUGCGUCAGCGAGGCAGAGAUCGCUAACCAUGUUGAGCACAGGGCCGACAAUGAGGCGGAAAGCUCUGAGGAGGCCCACUGCGUCAGCGAGGCAGAAAUCGUUGACCGUCCUGCUGAGCACAGGGGCGAUGAGGACAGUUCCGAGGCCCAAGAGGUCAGCGAGGCAGACAUCGUGGAACAUCUUCUGGCAAGUGGUGAAGAGGUUGGCUCUGAGCUUCGCGUUCAGGAGGCUGAGAUUCCGGAAGAUCCUCAGACGGGCGAAGCUGAGGACACCAUGGACCUGCCCUGUCCUCUGGAUGACCCAGACGACGAAUCCCGCUGGGAUAGCUUUAUGCAGGACCGGCAGUUGGAGGCGGAGAACGAGACUGCAAUCGAGAAGGAAGAGGAGGCAGAGCAGCCAGUGAUCGAGGCAGAGACGGCCAACGCGAGAGUGAUUGAGAAGGCAGAGCAGCCAGAGGCGGAGUCGCCAGCAAUGGAACAGGAAGAGGAGACAGAGGCAGAGCCAGCGUUCCAGAAGGAGAAGGAGGAGGAGAAGGAGGAAGAGGAUGACGAAGAUGCAAGCGACAAGGCUCCGGGCAUCGAGCUGGUGGGCCACUGGCGAGGCGAGAGCAUCUCCCCGGAGCGGAGGAAGAUCUCCUCGAACCUCUGGCACAUCCUGAGGACAAAACCCCUGCCACCGCCCAAAGCGGAGGACAACUACGAGAUGUCCUCAGCGGGGGAGAUCGAGCAGGAGGAUGAGGCGCGAGAGCUGGAGCUGGCGGAGAAGAGGCAGUUCAAGCACAGCCCCAGGUGGUGUGACAACUACCUGAACUUGGUCCAGGAGCAGGGGAAUUGGGAUGCCGACACCGUCUUUGGCCAGGUGCCGCCCUGCGACCUGGACGAGGUCUUCCCAGACUCGCUCUACAAAGAGCUGUCCACGGAGCGACGCUACAAGAAGAGACGCGGGUCUUCAGGGCACUGGGGCAAGGACCGGCUGAAGUCCAGGGAGGUGGACAUCUACAAGUCCAAGCUGGGGCAGAGGAAGGCAUUCAUGCCGGACCUGGAAGCGCUGUCGCCCUCCAGAAGUGCGUUCCUGCAAGGAGAGGUGGUUAGCCGCGCCAGGGCAUCUGCCUCCAGCUCAGACUGAGAUCGAGACCCUCUUGGUGAAUUCCGAAAAAAAUGCGUAGGUUGACAACACAGGCGGUCAGACAUGAAGACAUCCAUGGG